AUGACAACAGUGAACCUCCAGGUUCUGGCAGGUCAGGUCACGGCGAGCAAGAUGACAACAUACACAGAUAAAGGCGAAAAGCAUGAGCAGGGCAGGUUCCUCUGCUUUGAUCACUUAACAUUCUGGGUUGGAAAUGCCAAACAAGCUGCAUCGUAUUACUGUAACAAGCUGGGAUUUGAGCCUUUGGCUUACCAGGGCUUGGAGACAGGCAGUCGAGAAAUGGUGUCCCAUGCAGUCAGACAAGGAAAGAUCAUUUAUGUGUUCUCAUCUGCCCUCAAUCCUGGAAACAAAGAGAUGGGAGAUCAUUUAGUCAAGCAUGGGGAUGGAGUGAAGGAUAUUGCAUUCACUGUGGAGGACUGUGACUUCCUUGUGCAGAAAGCCAGAGAGCGAGGUGCAAUUAUUGUAAAGGAGCCCCAAACCCUGGAAGAUAAGCACGGCAAAGUCAGACUGGCUGUGCUUCAAACGUAUGGUGAUACCACACACACGUUUGUGGAGAGGUCAGGGUACAAUGGGUUGUUCCUGCCAGGCUUCCACCCUCCUCUCUUCAAGGACCCUUUAUUAUCCAAACUACCAAGUGGAAAACUGAACUUCAUUGAUCACGUUGUGGGGAACCAGCCGGAUGAUGAGAUGGUUCCAGUGGUGGACUGGUAUCAAAGAAACCUCCUCUUUCACCGCUUCUGGUCUGUGGACGACAAGCAGCUUCAGACAGAGUUCAGUGCCCUGCGCUCCAUCGUUGUGGCAAACCACGAGGAGACCGUGAAGAUGCCCAUCAACGAGCCUGCCAUGGGGAAAAGAAAGUCUCAGAUCCAGGAGUAUGUGGAGUACUAUGGAGGUCCAGGAGUGCAGCAUAUAGCCAUGAACACAUCAGAUAUCAUCACUGCAAUUCGUAACCUAAAGGAGCGUGGGAUGGAGUUUAUGUCUGUGCCAGACACCUACUACAGUCUGCUGAGGGAGAACCUGAAACACUCAAAGGUCAAAGUCUCAGAGGACCUGGAUGUUCUGCAGGAGCUGAAGAUCUUGGUGGACUAUGACGACAACGGCUAUUUACUCCAGAUCUUCACCAAGCCAGUUCAGGAUCGCCCCACUGUGUUCUUGGAGGUCAUUCAGAGACAUAACCACCAGGGCUUUGGUGCAGGAAACUUCAAGUCUCUUUUUGAAGCCAUCGAAGCAGACCAGCACGCCAGAGGAAAUCUGACUGUCCUGACACCAAACGGAGUUUCGAAGAACAUGUGAUCCUAGUGUUGUAAUUGCUUUACAUUCCUGGAAAGUCUCAAUUUACCAUGAAAAGACACUGUCUGUUGAGAGUGCUGUUCACUUCUAAAGAGCAUUACACUCAUAACGUGCUACAUCAUCGCUCUCAUUUUCUGAACUACAAAAUAAGAAUUCACAAAGCAUGUUUAUUAAAGCUGUUAUUCUUUAAUUUUUUUGUGACUUGCAUGUUUUACUACAAUGUAACAUUUAUUUUAUAAGUAUGUGUUGCAAAGUAUUUUAUAAUAAUCUCUCUUGAUGUUAAUGAAAGAUCAGCUUAUCAGUUAUCAAGAAGAAUGCAUCCCAACUUAACAAUCAUAAUGCAACUUUCGUUUUGUUUUUUACACUUUUUACAAAAUGUUAACAAUUAACUAUUGAUACAAGCUUGACUCAAGCAAAACACCAUUUGAGCUCUCAUGAAUGAAAACAUUUAACUAUACAUUUUUGUUAUCAUUUGAACAAUAAGGGCAGAAAUUUUAUUGUAACAGACGGCGUUUGCGUGAUGCUUGGAGUCUGUUGGAUGUCGGUCUGUUUUUACCUCCACGUGGGAAAAGACAACAAUUGCAAAAUUUGAAAAGUGCCAUUUUUUCAUAAACUGUAGUGAAGAACCAAAUGUAGUGGGGGGUUUUUAUGUUCCCUUUAUAAUGUUUAACCAGAAAA
Morone saxatilis (striped sea-bass) is the source of this 1908-nucleotide messenger RNA. It is a transcript of the gene hpdb, whose product is annotated as 4-hydroxyphenylpyruvate dioxygenase b. Bases 1 to 1233 code for a protein of 410 amino acids. Gene Ontology annotation, biological process: L-tyrosine catabolic process. Lineage: Eukaryota; Metazoa; Chordata; Actinopteri; Moronidae. Gene Ontology annotation, cellular component: Golgi membrane; endoplasmic reticulum membrane. The transcript has 15 exons. The record is from RefSeq and is a predicted model, not a curated record. Gene Ontology annotation, molecular function: 4-hydroxyphenylpyruvate dioxygenase activity.